Molecule: messenger RNA, 1429 nt
Organism: Mercenaria mercenaria
Lineage: Eukaryota; Metazoa; Mollusca; Bivalvia; Venerida; Veneridae
Product: microfibril-associated glycoprotein 4-like
Exons: 4
Coding region: 246-1121 (291 amino acids)
Source: RefSeq, a predicted model, not a curated record
GUGUAAAGUUUAACACUGAAAUCAAAUAAUACCAAUAUUACCAUUGAAGUUUACGCGUCAUGAACUUUAACAUAAACAUAUAGCUUAGGUACAUGUUAGGUGCUAUUAAAACGAUUUAUGUGAAGCUUUAAAAUAUCAAAGAAUUCAUUACCAGAGAGUGGAUUUAACAGUUGAUUUCUGGAGUGCUGCUAAAACAACGGAGGAAAUAACACAAGGGUGAACUCUUUGCUAACAGCUCAAGAGAAAUGGAAGCCAGUAUAGUAAUGAUAUACAUUUCCUCUCUCCUUGCCGUCGGUUACGUAAGCUAUAUGCAUAAUAUUUUGAUGCACACGAAAAACACAGACGCGCUCGUCACAAGCUCGUGCCCUGUAGAAAUGGAACAGAAAAUUCAUGUUUUAGAAGUCCAGGUUCAGCAGCUCCAGAAACUUCUGCAAGAACAAAAUACUUCCCCGUUUACGACCAUUGAAGGAUUCCCUAAAGACUGUUUGGAGUUAUUUAAAAACGGUACAAGAACAGACGGAGUUUAUUCUAUCUCACCAGAUGGAAGAUGUCCUUUCUUUGUGUAUUGCGACAUGACAAACGGGGGUUGGACUUUGAUCCAGAAUCGGAUUGACGGUAAAGUAAACUUUUAUCGGCCAUGGAAUGAUUACGUUAGUGGGUUUGGUGAUAUCGAUGGCUCUCACUGGUUAGGUUUGGAGAAAAUUCACCGUCUAACUCGAGAAGGCAGUCAGAUACAUUUUGAUAUAGAAAAUUAUGAUGGGACAAAAGAUUAUGCACAUUACCAAGUGUUUACCGUUCAAGGAGCUGCAACUGCAUACACUUUGAACGUGGAUGCCUUUAAUUAUGAAGGUAGUAUUAACGAACUACUGAGUUACCAUAACAGUAUGAAAUUUUCAACAUAUGACAGGGACAACGAUAUAUCGUCAACCAAUUGCUGUCUCCAGAGCUUAGACGGUGGAGGAUGGUGGUACAAAGAUUGUUACAGGUUGGGAAACAUGAAUGGAGUGUUCGGUAAAACGCCACUAGGUGGUAUCGGCUACUGGACCACAAAGAAUAUUCCGAUUAGAAAGGUUACAAUUAAGCUGAAAAACAUACAUGGCCAGUGUUUAACGCAGAAUUGACAAUGCCAUUUUCACUUUUCAUUUUACAGCUAGAUAGUUUUUAAACGAAACAGUGCUGCUUUAGACUUUACUCUUAGGUAUGAAGUCGAGUGUAUGUUUAUUGAAUAACGACAUUUUAUUCGCUAACAUUUUUAAAUGUAAAUGUCUUGUUCAUUCUUAUAAAGACAGUAUAUACAUUUAAACCUGUCUCUAUAGACAACUCAUUGGAAAUGAAACAAGUCAUUUUUGUUGACAAAUGGUCCUUUAUGGACAUAACUUAACACCUUUUGUGGUUUAACAGGAAGAGAAUAUAGUUGUCUUUAAAUGUA